UGAUGUCCUCCUCGAUCAGCCCAAGCAACUGACAGCACUUCAUUGACUUCCUGACGGAUCACUAACUUUGCAGCUCGAGAAGCAACUUAAGGUCGUUUAUUAUCAUAAAUACUCACAUCAGAUGCGCAUAUAUUCGUCAGCCUUAACCUAAUGACCCAGCAAGAGCAGCAUGAGUUCAGUAAAAGAUUGGCAGAAGCCCUGGCCUGGAUGCAGGCCAUCCAGGAGAAACUUAAACAAAAUGAUAACACCCAAGGACCCAGAUCAGCACUGGAGGUCAGGCUCCGAGAGACAGAGAAAAUUCAUAGCUCCAUACCUGAAGGCCAUGUGAAGAUGGACAGGGUGUUGGUGGCUUCUGAAGCUCCGCUUCAAAAUGGAGAUGAAGAGAUGAAGAAAAAGACUCAUUCCAAACUCAAAUAUAUAGAAGCAGUCUGGGAGGAGACAUUAACCUACAUCAGUCAUUGUCACAGUCGUAUAGAGUGGGUGUGGCUGCACUGGAAUGAAUACUUGAAGGCCCAUGAGGAGUUUGGGAUGUGGCUGGAGAAGAUGCACAGGGCUCUGGAGCCCCAGCUUGAGAUGCAGCUGGGUCUCCAAGAGAAGCUGUGGCAGGUGGAUCAUCUGCGGGUCCUUCACUGUGACAUUCAAUCCCAGGCUCAGUUUCUGAAGAGGCUUCUGGAUGAGGCUGCAACCCUCUUCGACCGCACUGAAGACCCUAGUGUAGAUGAGAAGGCUCAGCAGGGUCUUCAAGAUGCUUACAACCAAAUUCAAGAACGAGCACAGGAAAGAUUAUCAUUGGCACAGAAAACAACAGAGGAGCACCAGCAGUACCAAAGUUGCAAUGAUAAGUUUCAAAGCUGGCUGAUGUCUAAAACAGAAGAAGUCAGCAAUUUCAGCGAAGUGGAGGAUACGAUACAAAACAGGCUGAAAGCCCUGCAGGAACUGGACGCUAGUAUAGCCAAAGAAGAACCCACUCUCCAGCACAUUGAAAACUUGUCUGAAGCUGUGAAGGCCAACACGUCUCCAGGAGGUGCGGAGAAGAUCACAAAAGAGAUGGAGGAGUUGAGGCAGGCCUGGCAGAGGUUACGCCAAUUGCUGCUAGAGAUUGAAAAAGAGCUCCAGAGCUUACUGGACUCUGAGAGCGAGUAUUCAAACUGUUGUAAGGAGCUGUGGGUGGACCUGGAGCAGUUUCGUACCUUGGUCCAGAACCUCAGCAGUGAUCUGGAAAGCAGGGAUGGAGAGAGAACUGAGGAACAAAUGGUAGCUCAAUGGAAGACACACAUGAGUGUGCGCAACAAGCUAAUUUCAGAGGAGCCUAGGGUUGAACAGCUGAAAUGCCAGUUGAAAGAGUUAUUCCGAUUCCCACAAGAUUCCAAAAGCCUGUCUGAUGAGAUGCUAGCAGUUGUGAAAGUGUACCAGAGUGUGAAAGGCAGAUCUUUCAGGUUGUCUUCUGAGAGCGAGAUGGCUCUCCGGAAGAUACUGCAGGAUCCUCUGUAUGGCUUCAGCAAGUGGAGUCAGGUGGUUUCUCAGUUCCUGGAGGUCUCCACUGAGGUGACAGAUUUCUCCCAAAUCGCUCUGCUCGUGCAGCAUAUAGAGAAGUUCCUUAAAAACAGUGUGCAGCUCCAGGAGCGCUUGAGUUUGCUCCAGGUGAAGAGCGAUCUGCUCAUCUCAGUUUUUGGCCAAGAGAAAGCUGACGAUCUGUUGAAAGAGCUCAGCGGGAAUGUGAGGAAGAGAGAGUUACUCCACAGCAAUCUCCUAGAGCGCAAGAACCACCUGCAGGGUUUGAUAUCAAAGACAAAGGACUUUUCUGACGCCUAUGACUCCAUACACAAAAAACUGACCUCUGUAAAGGAGAGGUUCAUCAUGACAGAUGGACUUCAACCUGAUAUUCUAACCAAGAAGACCCAGGCCGACCAACUCAGGGUCAUUAGAAAGGACUUGGAAGAUUGUGAAGCUUAUAUCAUAGCUCUCGAGACACUGGUGUCAUCCAGCCCUGCAAACAGGUCAAAGUUUGAGCGUCUCUAUGCCAACUGGAAAUUGCUUUGUAAGGCAGUUCGGAUGAAGGUGAAUGAAAGUGAGGAGAACAUUGCAGAACAUGAGAGAUUCCAUGACAGUAUUCUGAAUAUGGAGAAGUGGUUAAUGUUUAUGAGACAGAAGCUAGAGUCGUUUCGCGGAUCAAAUGGGGAAUGGAGCAUCGAUAACCGCCAGCAUGAGGCUCAGAGGGCACUAGGAGAGUUUCCAGAGAAGGAGCUUCAGCUUCAUCAGACAGAGGCUCAGGGUCAGACCGUGCUGGCCAGAACCUCUGAUGAAGGCAAAGUUCACAUCCAGCAAGACCUUAAACGCCUCCGAGAGACCUGGGUGUCCCUCCACACACUUAGUCUCAAUCUUGACAGGCUUCUGAAUGGACAUGGUGCCACAGGUGACCAAGAUCACCAAUUCCAGAGAACUGAGUUGCUGGACAGACGGGCAGAAGGGCAUCAUCUGGGAAUGGAUUCAGACUUUGAAGUUGGAUUUGCCAAAGGAGAUGCAGGAACAGGCCAGCAUCAGAGAUCAUACCACGGAACAAAAUCAACAGGUCACCUAGAGCUGAAGAGAAACAUGGAAGCAAAACCAGAUCGACCACCAGGAGGUUCAGAGGCCUGGAGAAGAGGAUGUAAUAACCAAGACCAGUCCAUAGAUGAUCAAGUGGAUGCAGUCGUAUCUGGAGGUGCCCGUAAUAUCAACAGGAAGAGGACUGGGAUGGACGAAGGUGUCUUGCUCAGGAGCGGUGGUCAGACUGGGAAAUGGGAACAACACAUACAUAGUUCUGGGAUUGAAGACCUUGAUAUAAAAACUGACUCUGAUGCACAGAAAAGGAUGCAGCAGUCACAGAUCCCGCCUGAUGACACUCAGAUGGGCUCUCAGGGGCCCCAACAUCAGGCUGAUAUGGAGGCCCAGAGGAAGGAGUUUGAAGCGUGGCUUUACAUGGAAAAUGACAAACUCACAGGAAUUCUGAACAACCAAAGAUCCCUGAGCGAAAAAGAACUGAGGAUAAGACAGAAUACAUUCAAGGGUUUAAAUGCCGGUGUAGCCUGGGGUCAGAGUCAGUUCCGGAAGUUGAUGGCCGGUCAGCAGAACACAUCAGAGGAGGAGGACGUGGAGCUAGAAGAGCUGCGUUACCGCUGGAUGUUAUACAAGUCCAAACUUAAAGAGGCUGGUGACCUCAGAGGUCUGCUGAAACACAAGGGUCUCGGUGGGCAAGGACAGGAGUAUGUCCGAGCUGAAAAGGGGAACAGUGGUCUCAGCUUCCUGUAUCGUGUCUGUCGCGUGGCUCUUCCUCUCCAGCUCCUGUUGUUGGCCCUGCUGCUGCUGGCCUUCAUGCUGCCCUUGAUGGAUGAGGGCACCGGCUGUUCAGUAUCCAACAACUUCGCCCGCUCCUUCAGCAUCAUGCUCCGCUACGACGGACCUCCGCCCACUUAAGCAUCAACAGCAGCUUUUUAAAAAAAUAUGACCAUCUGCGCUUGUGUUGCACAUCAGAAAGCAUGUGUGUAUGUAUGUGUAUGUGCGUGUGUGUGAGAGAGAGUGAAAGUGUGGGUGGCAUAGACAUGGGUUCAUUUUCUCUACAGGCGUUUGGAUAAACCAAUGGCACUUUAACAAAGAUCAAAACUCCCAUCUAGUCAUAAAGACAUCUACUCAGGAUCAAUCGCAAGUCGCUCAUGUUUUUAUGUUCGUUCUGUUGUUGCUACAUACUAAAGGGAUGUUCUGGCAUCAUUUACUCACCCUCAUGUUGUUCCAUACAUGAUUGAUUCACUUUAUUCUGUGAAAAAAAACUAUUAUUUUGUUCAUACAAUGAAAGUCAGUGGGGUCCUGUAUUGUUUUUGACUCACUGGCAUUCAUAAUAUGAUUUAAAACAAUACAAAUAUCUUAUUUGAAGACAUGAGGGCGAGUAAAUGAUGACCGCGGUUUAAUUUUUGGCUGUGCUAUUCCUAUAAAUAAUUUUAAUUCUGUAGUUUAUCUUAUGUUUAAAUGCAUUUGUGCAUGUUUGGAUUCAUACCACUUGUUUAAAAUCUUUUGUUUGUUGUUUUUCUCAGGUCACUCAAAAACUAAACUCCGUUUGAUGAUAGGUAUCGAUUCUGAUGUCAAAGAUAAGACUGUCAUCUGAAAGUUUCGAAAUUAAGUUCAGUUUAAAAUUCACAGAAGUGGAAAAGGUCAAAAUCAGCACAAACAUUCCUGUAUUACUUCAUAGCAAAGGUGCUGUGCACAUGCGCUCAUAGAAAAGAGAGUUUUCGUUCAACGUUUUUUGGAAGUUGUGAUUGCAGAAUCACAUGAGCUUUAAGACUCAGUUUUGGCAUUGGUUUGCCUCCGAUUGUAGUUAUAGGGUAUUGUAAGUGUUUUGCAGGCAUAGAUUAUAGAGGAAAUAUAUCCCUGUUUGGGGGGAUUGUCCUUUUUUUAACUGAAUGUUGGAACUCUGUGACCUUCUUGGUCUGUUUUUGAUUUCUCCUCUUUUCUUUUUCUUUUUUGCAAGCAAUGUAUCAGUUGGAAUUUCUAAGGGCCUAAGACCAUCAGGGGUUCAGUUCAGUUAUUCUUUCAGGUCUGCUUCUUUAAGUUCAUGGUUCGAUGAAAGAAAUGACUUGAUUUAUUUUUGUCCAGAACAAUGGCUUCACUCAAAAACAGUCUGUCUUUCAGAGCUGGCAAAAAGUCAAAACCCUCUUUGAACGCAUCCUUGAGCUUUUUGUUUGCAGUGCUACUCAUUUUAUUUAGAGGCAUAUUGCAAGGCUUUACAGAUUUGAGUAGUAUUUCACAUACGCACACUGGACUUAAGUACUUUUAUCCUGUAGCAAAAUCUCCUUUUUAAAAUUUGAUUUGGACCUCUCUGUAUAUUAUCUCCUAUGACACAUGAUGAAUUAUCUCAUGUUAAAUGGCAUGCAUUAAUAAUAGUGCAUGGUCAGAAAGAGACUUCACACAAAGUAUGCUGCAUUUUUUUUAAAGAAACUGUAACGUUGAAGCUUGGCAUAUCAGGUUAUUACACUGCUUUAUUGUUUGUAUGUGAAGGAAAAAGUCACCCAGAAAUGAAUAUUUGCUGAAAAUGUACUGCCCUUCAGGCCAUCCAAGAUGUAGAGGUGUUUGCUUCUUUAUUGGAACAGAUUUGGAGAAAUUUUGCAUUGCGUCACUUGCUCACCACUUGAUCCUCUGCAGUGAAUGGGUGCCGUCAGAAUGAGAGUCCAAACAGCUGAUAAAAACAUCACAAUAAUGUAAUGCACACAACUUCAGUCCAUCAAGUACGUUAUUUCUCUAAUUCUGUUCUGAUGUAGAAACCUAUCUGUAUCUUGUCUGGCCUGAGAGCAGGUACAUUUUCAGCAAAUACAUAUCUUUGAGUGAACUCUUCCUUUAAUCACUUUUUAUGUCAGUGCAAACCCUUUAAUUAUCUGUACUGGUUUCAUCAAUGAUACUGUAAAUGUACAAAACUCAGUUAAGUGGUUCAGCUGUGUUAUAAGAUUGCCAUAUAAGAUAAUUAAAUGUAUUCUGAUAAAGCCAGUUUACAGCACUGUGUGCAUGAGAGAGUUUUCUCAUCGGAGAGCUUUGAUUUGGGAAGACAAUUCUGGGAAUUAUUUUCAAAGACAGCUUAAAAAGAAAUGAAAGCAUUUAGGAAGGGUUGUAAGACAAUGUAUUAACAAAAAAAAGGUUUAAAAAAUAGAUAUAUUUUAUUACCAUAUUUUGGAUGAAACUCUUAUAAUGUAUCUGUAAACCGAUAAAUAUAUAUAUACUGUAUGAUGCAUAUUACCAGUAUUUUUUGUAUUUUACUCCAGGCAAUAAACUUGCAGUGCAUUUUCA
Carassius auratus (goldfish) is the source of this 5805-nucleotide messenger RNA. RefSeq names its product nesprin-3-like. Lineage: Eukaryota; Metazoa; Chordata; Actinopteri; Cypriniformes; Cyprinidae. Gene Ontology annotation, biological process: nuclear migration. The record is from RefSeq and is a predicted model, not a curated record. Gene Ontology annotation, molecular function: actin filament binding. The transcript is spliced from 18 exons. The coding region runs from base 151 to 3453 and encodes 1100 amino acids. Gene Ontology annotation, cellular component: meiotic nuclear membrane microtubule tethering complex; cytoplasm; nuclear outer membrane.